AUGCAGGCCCUUGAGAAUAUCGCCCGGCGGCUGCGAGGUGCGCGCAGCCCAGGGCGCGGCGGCCCCCAGCUCGUCCAGGUCAUGUCCGACCUGCACCUCGAGGUCGGGCAGCAGUACGAGGCGUUCGACUUCCCCGCCGCCGGGAGGCUCCUGGUCCUGGCCGGCGACGUCGGCCGGCUGAUCGACUACGAGGGCUACCGGGGCUUCCUGGAGCGCCAGGCGGGGCGGUUCGAGAGGGUCUUCCUCGUGCUGGGCAACCAUGAGUUCUUCGGGCUGGGCUACGAGGAGGGCAUCGCCCGGGCCGAGCGGCUGGCGCGGGAGCCGGCCCUGCGGGGGAGGCUGGUCCUCCUGGACCGGGGUGUCUGGGCUGAUGGGGAGUCUGGGUCCGUCAUCGUGGGCUGCACGCUGUGGUCUCACAUUCCGGACCCUGCGAGGGCUGUUGUCGGGUCGAGGGUCAGCGACUACAGGCAGAUCCGGGGGUGGUCCGUGGACAGGCACAACCAGGUACACGGCGAGGAGUCGGCGUGGCUCGCGUCUGCGCUCCAGUCGCUGUCCGAGGACCGUGGUAGGACCGACCAGCAGGGCCGGAACAUACUGGUCGUGACGCACCACGCGCCGAGCCUGGCCGGCACCUCGGCCCCGGAGCACGCCGGCAACCCGUGGACGCCGGCCUUUGCGACGGACCUGCUACCUGACCUUCAGACCGGCAGGGUGAAGACGUGGGUCUUUGGGCACACGCACCACACGACGGAACUGUGCUGUGGUGGCGUCCGCUUGGUCGCCAACCAGCGUGGGUAUGUCUUGCCCGGCGGCAGGCCCGAGACUACUACUGCUACUACUGCUCAAAAUACAAAUACAUCAUGGUGGCCGUGGGCGCGCAAACCAGCAGUCAGGCCUCAGUUUGAUCCCGAACGGGUGGUCGAGCUGUAG
This is a messenger RNA of Diaporthe batatas, 930 nucleotides long. RefSeq lists its product as uncharacterized. The transcript has a single exon. Gene Ontology annotation, molecular function: hydrolase activity. Lineage: Eukaryota; Fungi; Ascomycota; Sordariomycetes; Diaporthales; Diaporthaceae. Bases 1 to 930 code for a protein of 309 amino acids. The record is from RefSeq and is a predicted model, not a curated record.